UCGACAGUAUAAUAAUAAAAUCAGAAAAAAAAAAGAAAUAUCGUCAAGAUUACAUUUAAUAAUCCAACCGAACUAAGUAAUUUCUUGAUCGAAAUGGCGGAGGGCGGUAGAGGGGAGGGGCCUAAUCGGAACAGGCCACACCCCCACAACCUGCAGGGGGUCCUGCGAUUGGCUGUCGAGGCCGGCUCUGCUUCGGAAGAACCGCCCUCUUCUGCCCCCAUGUCAGAAGAGAGACGGGCUUGGCUGCAGGAAGUCCUCUCAGAAACAUGCAAAGGUGGGUUUGACGAAGUCCAGCAAAUCAAACAGUGCCUGGCAGUGCUGAGCAGGGAGGGGGCGGGAGAGGAGGAGGAGGGAGAGGAGGAGGAGGAGGAAGUGGAGGGGGCGAAAGAGGAGGCGCUGGACCUGCUGUCUGAUCUCUGUGAAAACCUGGACAACGCCCAAGACUUGAUGAAGCUGGGAGGGCUUGACCUGGCAAUGUCUCGUUGCUUGACAGACCCCAGCUCUGGAAUCCGCUGGCGAGCGGCUCACCUGAUUGGCUCAGCUUGCCAGAACCUGCCAGGGGUGCAGUGCCACCUGCUGACACAGGGGGCGCUGCCGAGGUUACUGUCUCUGGUAGACAAAGAUCCCAGUGAUACAGUGAGGGUCAAAGCAUUGUACGCUGUGUCCUGUUUGGUUCGUGAACUGGAAGUGGGUUUGACUGACUUCCUGUCACACGACGGCUUCUCGGUUCUGAUGCGCGGAAUGCAGUCCGGAUUGGAGAAGCUCAGAACCAAGGCAGCCUUCCUGCUCCAGAACCUUCUGACAUCACAUCCUGAACACCGGGAGACUCUGAUUGCCAUGGGGAUGGUCCAGCAGCUCGUCUCUCUUCUCCGACUGGACCACAGCCCCUUCCACGAGCACGUGCUCGGCGCCCUCUGCAGUCUGGUUAGCGAGGACCCCCGGGGCGUGGCGGAAUGCAGGGACCCCCAUCUGAGGUUGGAGGGGCUUCUGAAGGACCGGGCGAGAGAGCUGAGGGACAGGGUGGAGUGUCAGGAGGAGCUGGAGUUCUGCGAUCGAUUGCUCUGGACUUGCUUCGGACCGCAGCCCGAGGAGAGCGGAAUGGACCGGUGAUUCGCCGAGAAGCUCGUUGGCUCCUGAGUGUUCCGUGCGCUCUGAUUCGUUCACAGAUGCGUCGCUGUUUUGCAUCUUUCAUUAAUUUUUCUUUUCUUUUCAGCAGUGUGUGUUUUUUUUUUUUUGUUGCAAGUUUUUUGAAAAUUUAAUAAAGAGAGAA
Polyodon spathula (Mississippi paddlefish) is the source of this 1270-nucleotide messenger RNA. It is a transcript of the gene hspbp1, whose product is annotated as HSPA (heat shock 70kDa) binding protein, cytoplasmic cochaperone 1. NCBI's taxonomy places the organism in Eukaryota, Metazoa, Chordata, Actinopteri, Acipenseriformes, Polyodontidae. The coding region runs from base 94 to 1110 and encodes 338 amino acids. The transcript is spliced from 8 exons. The record is from RefSeq and is a predicted model, not a curated record.